CCUUCAGUACUAGUGUCAAUACCUUUUGGCGUAACGGUUAAACGAACGAUAGUCUUGACUACUUACUACGUCAUCUUCUAAUCCGUGUUGGACCCUUUCCUAUGUAGGCCUUUUGUCUGCUAUUGGUCGCAGCCUACGAUUAUCUUUCCUCACUAAAUUCUGCCUGCGAUAACACAAAGAUUCCAGGGCUGCCACAACAUUCAUAUUGCUCUUUGACCGGCCAUCAAUCACCUUGCCAAACAACUAAAUUCGUCCACCUUCUUUGCCAUCGUUCCCUCAUUUUGAGCGGGACUUGUAUUCCAUGCUGAUAUUCACCAAUGUUACUUGGCUGGACCUAUGUCUUGCUGGUGCCGGAGUGUAUCUGGUCAAGCAGGCAUUCAGAAAGAAGAACCUUGCACCAUAUCCCCCUGGACCUCCGGGGUGGCCUCUCAUUGGGAACGUCGCAGACAUUCUUCACAGCAAGGUCUGGCUCACCUUUGCCAAGUGGCGCAAAAAAUAUGGUGACAUCUCGCAUAUCGAAGUUCUGGGUCGGCACAUCAUUGUACUGAAUUCUGUCGAGGCAGCGAUGGCAUUGCUAGACAAAAAAAGCUCUGUGUACUCUGACCGUCCAGUUCUUACAAUGGGUGGUGAACUUGUUGGCUGGAAGUACUGUUUGGGUUUUCUCUCUUAUGGUGAUCGUUUUCGCUAUUACCGCAAGAACAUCCACCGCGUCAUUGGCAGUCGUGCUGCUAUGGCUGUCUACGAACCGAUUGAGGAGAUUGAGACCCGCCGGUUCCUGAAGCGUGUGUUUGCAAAACCCGAGCAACUGCAAGCACAUAUUCGACACAUCGCUGGCGCUAUCAUUCUGCGAAUCUCUCAUGGAUAUGAGGUGAAGGAGAACAAUGAUCCCUUCGUCGACCUUGCAGACCGCGCUAUGGACCAAUUGUCGCGGUCCAAUGAUACUGGUGCCUUCAUGGUUAACAUCAUGCCAUGGUUGGCCAAGGUUCCCGAGUGGUUUCCUGGUGCUGGAUUCAAGUGCUUGGCCCGUGAAUGGCGCCAGACCCUUGAAGAGUUGGUUGAAGCACCACACAAAUUCGUCAAGGAUCAGAUAGCUGCCGGAGUUGCCCGCGUGUCUUUCACCUCCCAUCUGUUGAAAGGCCGUCCUUUGUCUGCGGAAGAGGAUCACAUGGUGAAAUGGUCUGCUGUAUCCCUAUACACCGGUGGUGCCGACACGACAGUUUCUACAAUCUAUUCGAUCUUCCUGGCGAUGACACUGUUCCCUGAUGUGCAGAAGAAGGCUCAGGCUGAAAUAGAUGCUGUUGUUGGCACUGAUCGUCUUCCCUCUUUUGCAGACCGCGACUCCCUCCCCUAUAUUGAAGCCCUUGUGAAAGAAUCCCUGCGCUGGAAUGUUGUUGUCCCUACAGGGAUCCCCCACUGUGUCUCUGAGGACGAUAUCCAUGACGGGUACUACAUUCCGAAAGGAUCUUGGAUCAUGCCUAACAUCUGGUUCAUGCUCAAUGACCAGCAGACAUAUGCUAACCCUUCGCAAUUCAAGCCUGAACGCUUCUUAGACAAUGACGGAAAGGAUCCCGAACGCGAGCCUCGCACGAUCUGCUUCGGCUUUGGUAGACGGAUCUGCCCCGGCCUCCACCUCGCUGAUGCUUCCAUCUGGCUAUCUACCGUGAUGUCGCUCGCCGUGUUUGAUAUUUCCAAGAUCGUCGAGAACGGUGUCGAGCACACCCCUGAGGUUGACUCCUCAUCAGGCGCGAUCAGCCAUCCCAAACCCUUCAAGUGCUCUAUCAAGCCUCGCUCUGCGAAAGCUAUUGCGCUCAUUCAGCAGGAUGUUAAAUAUUAAGGGCACGAAUAUUAUCCUUGUUGUCUGAAUCUGUCCGAUAUCGUACAACAUAUCUUGUUUCAUCUUGUUGUAUCGAUGCUACUCAUGAUGACCUGGUCCACAUGUAAUACACACAUCUGGCACCUUGCCACCUCCCGGGGACCCAACAAGGAGCAGGUUCAUGUACUUAAGAUCUCCUGUCGAUGUUCAACACCUUUACGCGUGGCAACCAUCCUCGACUCAACCGUUGUGACCCCUCUUAACCAUGAAGCUCCAAGCCAUGUGAACACAUUCACCUCGUGACCUGUCCCUCGACAUUACGAGUUCUGCCGGCACUGAUACGAAGAAUGUGUGUCCUGUC
This is a messenger RNA of Suillus plorans, 2174 nucleotides long. Its product is annotated as cytochrome P450. The record is from RefSeq and is a predicted model, not a curated record. Gene Ontology annotation, molecular function: monooxygenase activity; iron ion binding; heme binding. The transcript is spliced from 12 exons. Lineage: Eukaryota; Fungi; Basidiomycota; Agaricomycetes; Boletales; Suillaceae. The coding region runs from base 302 to 1834 and encodes 510 amino acids.